Osmerus eperlanus (European smelt) is the source of this 3551-nucleotide messenger RNA. It is a transcript of the gene pef1, whose product is annotated as penta-EF-hand domain containing 1. The transcript is spliced from 5 exons. The record is from RefSeq and is a predicted model, not a curated record. NCBI's taxonomy places the organism in Eukaryota, Metazoa, Chordata, Actinopteri, Osmeriformes, Osmeridae. Bases 142 to 1095 code for a protein of 317 amino acids. Gene Ontology annotation, molecular function: calcium ion binding. Gene Ontology annotation, biological process: COPII vesicle coat assembly.
UUGUGCUUCUAUACGUCGUCAGCAGUUUGUUCCACUCGAACGUCGUCAUUUGCAACCGUCAGCGCUGUGGGUGUGGACUCUAUGACAGACUAGGCAGUAGUGUGUGUACACAGACGUACGCUAUUGUACAGUUAUUUCGAAAUGAGUUUCAACUACGGACAUGGAUACCUAGGAGGACCGAGCACACCUCAUCAGCACCCACCUCCGGGGGCUCCAUACAGGGGUGGAAUCCUGCCAGGCGGUCCCUCCACCCCCCAUGGAGGUGUUCCCUAUGGAGGAUCUGGCCCCCCAGGGCAGUAUGGGGACUCUGCCCCUUCAGGGUAUUCUCCUUAUGGGGGUGCAUCUGCUCCUCCAGGCGGUCAGUAUGCUGGAGGGGCCUUGCCAGGGGGGCCCAAUGGGGUGUACGGAACCUCAGGGCAGGGGGGACCACGGGGGCCGUAUGGACCAGGCCCUGGAGGUGCCCUCGGGGGCCAGUACGGAAGGGGGCAGGCACCUGAAGGGGCCUAUGGGGGCUAUGGAGGUCAGCCGCAUGGAGGGCCACAUGGACAGCAGGCUCCUGCAAGUAACAUCCCCCCAGGUGUGAACCCAGAGGCCUACCAGUGGUUCCAGACAGUGGACACGGACCACAGUGGCUCCAUCAACCUGAAGGAACUGAAGCAGGCCCUGGUCAACUCCAACUGGUCAACCUUCAAUGACGAGACCUGUCUCAUGAUGAUCAACAUGUUUGACAAGAGCAGGUCGGGUCGUAUCGAUCUUUUUGGCUUCUCGGCCUUGUGGGUGUUCAUGCAGCAGUGGAGAGCCCUGUUCAAGCAGUACGACCGGGACCGGUCUGGUUGCAUCAGUGGCACUGAACUUCACCAAGCCCUAUCGCAGAUGGGAUACAACCUGAGCCCCCAGUUCGCUGAGUCCCUAGCGGGUCAUUCUGGGUCAUGCAGCGGUCACCCUGCCUCUAUGCAGCUGGACCGCUUCAUCCAGGUAUGCACGCAGCUGCAGAGCAUGACGCAGGCUUUCCGCGAGAAGGACACUGCCAUGACAGGAAACAUACGCUUGAACUAUGAGGACUUCCUCUCCUGUGCCAUAAACAGGCUCAUGUAAGCUCCGCCCACACUCACCCAAAGUGCCUCUAACCCCGCAAAGGAUCUUGGUUAAUGUAGUCCCCGAACCAGUUCCUUCAGAAGCUGCAACCGUUCUAUUCUAUUGUAGCCCUUAGCAUUUGUAUUUAUAAUAAUAAUAAUGUAUUCAUUUAGCAGACACUUUCAUCCAAAGCACCUCUUGAUCUGAAGGGAAGUGCUCUGACCACUGAGCAAUACCUAUUAUAUACAGAUAUUAUGUGCUUUGUAUAAAGUGUCGGGUACAGAGAGUGAAUUGAAGGAAAGGAUGGAGGAGUGAGAGAGUAAAAGAAGGGUUUAAAUCUUUUAAGGUACAAUAUCCCCCCCCUCUUUUCUCCACCAUACUGUAACAGCAGUUUUUAACAAUUUUUUUUAAGCAUUGCAGAUUUUUGCCACUAUUGCUGAACUUAACGUGUAAAGCUUUCUGUAUACAGCAUUUAAAUGUACAAAGCCUUGACUCUUAAAGGUCCCAUGGCAUGCUGUUUUUGGAUUCUUUUAUAUAGGCCUUAGGGGUCCCCUAAUACUGUAUCUGAAGUCUCUUUCCUGAAAUUCAGCCUUGGUGCAGAAUUACAGCCACUACGAACAGUCCCACAAUGAGCUUUCCUUAGAACGUGGCAUUUGCAAAGCAGAGAAAGGGGAGGUAACCUUUCCCUUUAUAACGACAUAAGGGGAAAAUUCCAUAUUGGACCAUUUGAGCUUUCAUUUUCUCAAAGGCGGAGAAGAAUACCCAGGGAUUGGUUUACACUUAUCAAAAUUUCUAGCCACUGGGAGUCCAAAGGCAGGUUAGGGGAACUCAUAUAAAUAACCUCAUAAAGUGAAAUGUUCAUGCCAUGGGACCUUUAAUAAGCUGCAAUGGCUUUGGUAGACCCUAUUGUGAACUGUUUGUUUUUAAAUACAGUCAGUCGUAAUACACUUCCCAGCAUGAGCUUAGGUUUGUUUUCGAAUGUCAGUGAGACAGCUUCUUUUUUUUUUUAUAACUGAGUAUGUGGCAAUUAAAUAUAAUUUAAUUGGGGGGGUCAGAUUUGUCCUUUUCAAAAGGUAUAAUGAAACCUAUACCCCUGCUUGCCAAAAGAACAAUAAACUCCAGAGUUUAUAACUAACAAUUAAAUAUCCUGAUAAUGUGGCCUUCUAACCUGUGGUCCGUUCUUCGUAUGUCGCUUAUUACAUCCGAGAUCAAAUGACACAUCCAAGAUGACAUAAUCUUGCUAAUCAUGAUCUGGCUAAUUAGGUUCUUCGAACACCCUUGUUGUUUAUGAUUAGUAUAGCUGGAUUGAGCCAUUGACCUUGAUCAGCCACGCCCCGUUUUUACCGCAACAGAGCCAAACAGAGCAAGAGCUUGCUCGAAGGUUACUCCGAAUUUGAAGAUAUAAUCAGAACGCCAGGGAACACCUCAAUGUCUGCAAAAUCCAAGAAAGAGGGCUGGUUAAAAGUAGCAGACCAAAUUAAAUGUAUAGUAGUGACCACGUUAGAUGUUUUACAUUUAGUCAUUUAGCAGACGCUCUUAUCCAGAGUGACUUACAGUAAGUACAGGGACAUUCCCCCGAGACAAGUAUGGUGAAGUGCCUUGCCCAAGGACACAACGUAAUUUUUCACGGCCAGAGUCGAACCGGCAACCUUCUGAUUACUAGCCCGAUUCCCUAACCGCUCAGCCAUCUGACCCCAGGUCAGAUUAUCGCUUAUUACAGUAGGCUAGGCGUAUGUUUUUGUAUUUUCAUAAUUACUUUGUUUAUCGUCUUUAAUGUCAUAUAAUGUAAUGUGGUUUCAACAAAUUAAUGAUGUAAAUGACACCCUCACGCUGUGCUUAAGGAUCUAUCUAUCACGCAAUGCACAUUAAUUCGGUUUCAUGUUAAAUUCUGCUAAAUUAUUCUUGCACCUUCCGCAACAGGUUGUUGUCAUAAACACGGACAAGACAUGGCUGUGACAGACUUCCUGUAUCUCUUCUGCUUAUAAAGCCGCAAUCAAAACUUGUUUACAUAAAAGAAGCCUGCUCCCGAUCAAGUUUAAGCUAAAGGACUUGUUGCUAUGACAGCAAGUCCAGAAUGAGCUUCGAAGAACCGAACAAUCCAAGAUAAUGACAAAUCGUCAACAAUCCAGCUAACUGAGUUAGCGACAUACGAAGAACGGGCCCCAGACCUUUAGCUAAAUACCUGGAGUUAUUGCCAAAUAUUUACUCUCCAAUUUCCUGCAUUGCCUUUUCUAUUCUCUUCCAUUUAUUUGAACCGUCAUUCCACACCCUAUUAUAGUAUAUUAAUAUGAUAUUUUAUAUUAUAUUUUGAGGUUUGAGUACCAAACUAGAAGGUUCAGGACUGAUUAUUACUGUGGGGCCAAUCAUAUUUGUGUCACUUGGGGCCAAUUAUUUUUAUUCAGUAUCCAUGCAGAAGAAAGUAGUUUUUUGUUUAUUAUUGCAUUCAUGAAAAGUAAUAAAGUUUUGUACAUUUGGUU